Messenger RNA from Planococcus citri (citrus mealybug), 732 nucleotides. RefSeq lists its product as uncharacterized. Bases 1 to 732 code for a protein of 243 amino acids. NCBI's taxonomy places the organism in Eukaryota, Metazoa, Arthropoda, Insecta, Hemiptera, Pseudococcidae. The transcript is spliced from 5 exons. The record is from RefSeq and is a predicted model, not a curated record.
AUGAAGUUAACUUUGCUGUUAAUUUAUGGUUUAGCAUUUUUUGAAAGUUUUGCUUUUGGUCGUCUCGAUCUAAGCGAUGUUGAUGGUGAUGGUGUUGUUGGUGUAAGUCAGAAAAAUCUCGUAGAAUACGUCACUAAAGCUAUUAAUGGAUUCAAAAAUGUGAUGUUGAAAGGAGACGAGGAACUCAAUUAUCCCAUUAUGGAUCCUUAUGCACUGGGAGACAUUUCUUGGGAGCAUACUGAUUCAUCUAGCAGUAAUAAAUACAGAAUAAGAAACGUGGCUGUUAGUGCCAAAGACAUGAAAUUGACAUUCGACAUGGUUUUCUUAAAUCUACACAGCGACCAAAUUUCCUACAAAUUAGAUGGAUAUUUGUUCAAGGGGGUUUUGCCAGUAUAUGGCGAAGGUCUUCUCAAAUUCGUUGCUCCUACUCAACGUUUGAGUAUUGUGAUUGAUUUGGAUCUCGAAAACGGAUACAUCAUAGUUGAUGACGUACAAGUUACUCGAAAUAAUUUUAUGGAUAUCCGUGUCACUGGUUUCAUGGAUUUACCUGACAAAUUGGCCAGCACAGUAUUGGAUGAUAUUUUAGACCCAAUUAUUAAAAACCAAGGAAUCAAAGAAUUACAAAAAUUCGUGCGGAACAAGGUUGAAGAAGCUGUUGGAGGGAUGACCAUGGAAGAAUUGCUUGGUUUCGUAGAACAUUUUGUUAAAGAAGAAAAAAAUGAUAAACAGUGA